Messenger RNA from Fusarium redolens, 657 nucleotides. RefSeq lists its product as uncharacterized. NCBI's taxonomy places the organism in Eukaryota, Fungi, Ascomycota, Sordariomycetes, Hypocreales, Nectriaceae. The record is from RefSeq and is a predicted model, not a curated record. Bases 1 to 657 code for a protein of 218 amino acids. The transcript has 5 exons.
AUGUAUCGCCGCAUUCAUGACCACGAAGCCUUCGUCGAUUCGAUGAGCGAAGCGGCUUCAGCCUUAGAACAUAGCGAGCGUGGCCUAGACGAUAGCGGUGAUUCUGAUGCCUUCAUUGUCCCUGAUUCUGAUGGGGAUAGUGGAAUCUCGAUUCCGCAAACCCCCCCAGUCCCUCAAUCAACGUUGAGCCAAAGAUACGGACGUAUAACAAGGCGCGGCGAACGCAGGGCACCCCAGAAUGUUGAGGGAGCCAGUUUCGCCAGCUCAAGCGAGUCUCCGACACCAAAUACACGCCAUCGAGACGUCCACAGGAGCUCACGAGGCCAGUUCCACCUUUACUUUCUAAUUAGAAGACUUGAGGACUUAGCAAUGGCAAUAGAGGAUAUGAGAGCCGAUAUGCAAGACAUACACUACUUUAAGUUUAAAGUGCUGUUAACUGCACUUCAGUUACUCUCGCAUCCCCUUGUCUUUGUUUUACUUCUCCAAAAUCCCGGCCCAAUUCUCCUCGUGCCCAUGUUUCAUGGUCUCGGCACCCUUGGUGAACUUAUCCCAAGUCUCCGCGCUGGCGGACAAGGGUGUCCCAAAAGACCGGUUCGAGCUGGUAGUGCGAAUACCACUUCAGAGUGUAGGUACAAGAACUAUAGUCCUCCUAUUUAA